CAUGUCUGCUGCUUUUACACCUGUAUCUUCUUCAUCCCCUACUCAAGCUUCAAGAUGAGCAUCACAGAUGUCCUCAGUGCUGCUGAUAUAGCUGCUGCUAUGAGGGAGUGCCAAGCUCCUGACACUUUCAGUUACAAGAAAUUCUUCAAGACCUGUGGUCUAACUAAAAAGUCACCUAACGAAAUGAAACAAGUUUUUGGAGUGAUGGAUAAUGAUGAGAGUGGCUAUGUUGAAGAACACGAACUUAAGUUUUUUCUUCAGCGUUUUGAUUCUUCAGCCAGAGUGCUAACAUCCUCUGAGACAAAAGAUUUCAUGGCUGGAGCCGAUCAUGAUGGAGAUGGGAAAAUUGGAUUUGAAGAGUUCCAAGCAAUGGUUCAUUCCUGUUAAAGCCAGUGAUGAGCAAAGCCUGGUGAUUUUUUUUUUUGGCAAAACCCAUUUUACACUGAAAGAAGAACAACCCUCAAAACAUCAAAUGACUUUCAAUCCUCAUCAUAACAUGUGAAUUUCUGGCGCACUAGUGGUGGGGCCUCCUAAAAUGUGCUGUUUUAUGUGGGACCUGCUAACACUGCAUGUGUUAAUUAUCCAAUAAACAAUAAA
Messenger RNA from Xenopus laevis (African clawed frog), 597 nucleotides. It is a transcript of the gene ocm.S, whose product is annotated as oncomodulin 2 S homeolog. Gene Ontology annotation, molecular function: calcium ion binding. The transcript has 5 exons. Gene Ontology annotation, cellular component: cytoplasm. Lineage: Eukaryota; Metazoa; Chordata; Amphibia; Anura; Pipidae. The coding region runs from base 55 to 387 and encodes 110 amino acids. The record is from RefSeq and is a predicted model, not a curated record.